This is a messenger RNA of Funneliformis mosseae, 849 nucleotides long. The record is from the annotation of a GenBank genome assembly. NCBI's taxonomy places the organism in Eukaryota, Fungi, Glomeromycota, Glomeromycetes, Glomerales, Glomeraceae.
AUGUCAAAUCGAAGUGUCGUUCAUUAUUAUGAAGAUGGUGAUUUAUUGGUGAACGUAAAUGAUACCACAUUUCGUCUUCAUCGAAGUUUUUUGGCAAUGGCUUCAAGGGUAUUUGAAGACAUGUUUUCUUGUUCAGUUCCCUCCGAAAACAAAGAUAACCUCUCUUGCAUCACCUUAACUAAUACCUCCUCCACGGUUUUCGAAAACCUUUUAACUUUUAUUUAUCCAAGAAAAUACGUCCGAAUCUCUUGGGAAAAUAUUGAAUCAUUAUUGGAAAUUAGUGAUAAAUAUGAAAUCAGCAUGGUGAUUGAAGCGUCUGAAGAAUUCUUGGAAAUGCAUUUUGCCGAGAACCCGCUACUUGCUUUUAAUUUGGCCGAUCAAUACGGGUUUAAAUAUGUUUAUAAAGAAUCUUCCAAACUUGUCUUAAAUAAUUUGGUGGAAUUUAACUCUUUACAAGAAUUUCAAAAAUUAUCUCAUAAAGCCGCUGCUUCGUUGUUAUCAAAACAUCUUGAAUAUAUCUUGGCCAUAGGAAAUUUAACGGGAUUGGAUGUGGAAAAAGAUUAUUAUCAUGGUUGUUCCCAUUCCAUCACUCACGGUUACGUCAUACAUAAUAAUUUUGUUGAUAAAAAAAGAUCCGUACAAUGUUUUCCCGUAAUCUCCCCUUCUAAAUUAUAUGAUAUUUUAUUCAAGUUUGAUGAAUGUGAUAAAAAAUUUGUGGAUUGUCAAAGAUCAUUUUUGAAAAAUUUUUUUCCUAGAAUUUUUCUCUCUCAUUUUGGUGCAUUUGAACCUUUGGAAACCGAAAAGGGUAAAUCUAAUGUAGAAAGAUACCUAUUCCUUGAAUUAAAGUGA